Messenger RNA from Saprolegnia diclina VS20, 1057 nucleotides. RefSeq lists its product as hypothetical. Gene Ontology annotation, cellular component: cytoplasm. Bases 51 to 983 code for a protein of 310 amino acids. Gene Ontology annotation, biological process: protein transport. Lineage: Eukaryota; Oomycota; Saprolegniomycetes; Saprolegniales; Saprolegniaceae. The record is from RefSeq and is a predicted model, not a curated record. The transcript is spliced from 4 exons.
UUGCGACAGCGGCCGUCUUCGUUGGUGUGUCAAGCAAGACGAAGUCGGCCAUGGCGCUCGCGAUCGAACUCGGCAAAGACUAUUACACGACUGGUGACGCGCUCUCUGGCCACGUCCACGUCGCAUCCGUCCCCGACGACGCGCCCUUCGCGCUCGUGGUGACGCUGCGCGGUAAGGAAAAGGUCGUCGUUGCAAGCCAUCCCGCGGGGGCCAAGGCGUUGCCCCCGACAACACACCGCCAUGCGUUCUUCGAAGACACGCUGCUGCACACGGCGAUCACGACGGCGCCAACGUCGUUUGGCUUUGAUUUCGAGUGGCCCGAGGAGCUCCCAGGCUCAUACGAGAACGUCCGACACGCGGCACUGCAGGCCAAGAUCCAGUACAAACUCUGCGCGCGGUUAAUGCGCGGCGACGCGACGAUCGCGUCGGUGACGCGCCCGAUCCUUCUGUACGGCACCACGUCGUAUGUCGCCAAGCCGUUUUCAGAAAACCAGUCGCAGAAAAUACUCUUCCUCAAGUGCCUCAGCCAAGGCCGCUGCUCGGUGGAAAUGACUCUCGACAAGAACGUCUAUGCGAUUGGCGACUCGAUCCAGAUCACGGCCGACAUUCAAAACACGUCCCGACGCCGCGUCAAGUGCAUUCGAUACGUCUGCACUCAAGACGUCCAUGUGCAAUGUGGCCCGUCGACGCGGAUCUUUUCGUCCGACGUUGGCCACGACACGCGCGGCGGCCUCGCGCCCUACAAGAGCGUUCUGCGCAUCGACAUGUGUGACGCGCUGCGCAACCAACUGUACCCGAGCACACGGGGUACGCUCUUGCGGGUCGAGUAUGCACUGCGCAUCAUUGUCGAGAUCCCGUCGUGCCCCAACGUCGAGCUCAUGCUCCCGCUCAUCGUGGGGCCGCCCAAAGCGUCGUCGAUCUUUGCGCCGCCACCGACGCCACUGCAUCGUCGCAAGGGGUUUAGCACGGAAGAUAGCGUAUAACACACAACCCUACGACUCGAAAUACAGUAGGUAUGCAUUAUGGAAAAUGGACGAAUUGUCUCGUUCUUUCUCAC